ACCUAUUAAGUAGGGAGUCACGAAUCAUGCCGACGGCCAAGACGCCCGUGAUAUCGUCGUCUUCCGAGCCCACAGAGGCCGCGAGUCUCGGCAGCAGCAGCAAAAACGACAAUGAUGGAUUCCAUCGCGCCAGAAGAGGCGAGGUAGCGGGUGAUGAGACAGCUAUCGAUGGGUACGACGCGGAGCGCAUGCGGGCGCGCACGGCGCUGACGGCCGACGAAGAGAAGAAGCUCAUCCGGAGGAUCGACUGGCACCUGAUGCCGCUUUGUUCUAUUAUUUUUAUGUUUAAGAACUUGGAUGCGGAUAAUGUCUCGAACGCGAGGAUCAUGAACAGAGGAACUCCUCAGAAUAUCAUGACGCAGCUGGGCUUGACUUCGGAUGAAUACGCCUUAGUUGCUGUACUGUAUUAUAUACCGUAUAUCAUUGGAGAGGCACCUUCGAAUCUGUUGCUCAAAAAGUUCUCGCCUUCGCAUUGGCAAUCGAGGAUUAUGCUUACAUGGGGCAUUAUGCUGGCGUGCCAUGUCGCGGUCAAGAAUAAGGAGGGCUUGUUUGCGACAAGGUUUCUUUUGGGGCUGGCGGAGGCGGGGAUGUUUCCAGGGAUAAUAUUGCAGAUGACAUACUGGUACAGACCGGACGAGAUGUCUCUUCGCCUUCUCUAUUUCUAUAUUUGCGGGAAUCUGAGUGGUAUCUUCGGUGGUAUCCUCGCAUUUGCCUUCGAUCGCAUAUCAGGGGCAGGGGGUUUAUCUGGGUGGCAAUGGCUAUUCUUGGUGGAAGCUAUAGCUACCAUCAUCGUUGGAGUUGCCGUCUGGUUUCUCUUACCAGAUUUCCCCGAGACGGCAUCUUGGCUCACAGACAAAGAAAAAGCAUUCAUCCAAGCCCGUUUACCUGCGAACGCGCCCAGAGCCGCAGAGAACGACUUCAAGUUUAGCGAGAUCGUGGAAUCCCUGAAGGACAAGAGGCUGUGGCUCUUUACUUUCAUAUGGGCUUUCUUCACGGUCGGGACGUCAGGGGUACGCUUCUAUCAGCCGACGGUCAUCGCGGACCUUGGUUUUACCACCAUCGCGCAAGCUCAACUCCUAAACCUUCCCAUCACCAUCCUCGGGCUCCUCGUAAUCGGCGUCUCGGGCUUCUUCGCCGACAACGGACGACUACCACGCCCCGUGUACCCUCUCACCUUCCUGACCAUCAUCCUGGCGUGCUACGGGGUGCUGGUGGCGUACCCGGGCACGGGCGCCGUGUACGCGGCGACGAUGAUCGGCAACGCCGUGACGAGCGCGUGGUUCCCCAUGAUGUGGCCGUGGCGCGUGCAGACGACGAGCCGCGCCACGGGGUCCGCCUUCUCCAUCGGCUUCGUCAACAGCUACGGCCAGAUCGGCGGCGCCAUCGGCCCCCAGAUCUUCCGGAGCGCCUACGCGCCCCGCUACCGGGUCUCGUUCGCCGCCGCUAUGGCCCUCGUCGCCUGCUGCAUCGCGACGACGCUGCUCACGUGGUACGUCACCCGCCAGACGGAGCGGGACACGCGCAGGCUGAAGCUCGCGAGGCUGGCGGCUGCGAAGCGCGAUGUUGCGAUUUUGGAUGAUGUGGUGGAUAACGAUUUGAAAAAGAGAGGCAACGCUACUACUACUACUGCUGCUGCUGCUGUUGGUGGUGUAUGA
This is a messenger RNA of Hypoxylon fragiforme, 1655 nucleotides long. Its product is annotated as putative pantothenate transporter. Lineage: Eukaryota; Fungi; Ascomycota; Sordariomycetes; Xylariales; Hypoxylaceae. Bases 27 to 1655 code for a protein of 542 amino acids. The transcript is spliced from 9 exons. Gene Ontology annotation, cellular component: membrane. Gene Ontology annotation, biological process: transmembrane transport. The record is from RefSeq and is a predicted model, not a curated record. Gene Ontology annotation, molecular function: transmembrane transporter activity.